AUGACCGUCUUGGGGACUGUUUUCCGGCUCGCUGUUAGUUUGUGCACGCUAAAUGCGAAUUAUGACGUCAUCAAUGGAUUGAUGAGGCGAAGUCUGAAGAUUCAUUAUAAUAUUGUUAUGGGACCGACAAUGUCGAGUGUGAUGUGGGGAGCGUUUUGCAGGUAAGUUCAAGGACAUUUGGUUGGUGGAGAGCUUACUGUGCGAAGAUGAAAUAUUGAUGUGAAUGGGCUCAAAUUUAGAUUUAUCUUUUGUAAGUGAUCCCUAGUAGCAAAAACACUUGUUCUUUACAGUAGUAUUGCUACGAAAAUUUUCAUGGCAAACUUCGCAAAAAAGUGUUACGUUUUUACCAACUUUUGAUCUAAAAACCUCGGUUGUUUCUGCAAAACCCGAGCUGGACGCCUCGUAUACACCUUCAAAAGAAGUGUUCUAAACUUGUAUCAAGUUUCAUCAAAAUCUGAGCGUCGCACUUGGAGUACUUCCAUUGCCGACCUAAAAAAAAACCACACUUUUUAGCACCAUCUUUAUCUUCGCCUUUUUUGGAUCACUCUCCUUUUACUGGAUAUCCAAAGUGGUUAGUCGAAGGAAAGGUAUAAUCUUCUGUCAGCUGCUGUUUAUUUUCUCAUCAUUUCUGGCCCUGUGGAGUUACUACGACCUAUUUGAACUGCUGUUUUUCUCUCAUGCCAUAACCGGCUUCUCCGUCGGGCUUGGAGUCUCGUUUUUGGUGAGAAUUAUAAAUGUAAGUGUUGCUGCUACUUGUGUUAUACAUCGCUACACUCUAUGUUUAGGAGAUCUCGGACUCAACUACCCGAAGAUGCCUUGUUAAAGUCGCCGCUGCAACGGCGUGGAUUUCCACAGUAAUCGGAAGUGUGAUGGCGUCGAAAUUUGUGUUAGGAAGUGAGCUUACCUGGCCAUUUUUGUAUCUCUUCCCUGCGGUCUUCAAUAUGUUUUGGUAUGUUUUUCAUUGACCUCAAUCACUCGCCAUUUCUUCCCUAGUUUAGUAAAUUUUUAGUCUGACAUUUUACCUCGGGGUUUACAAAGAGACCCCGGUUUAUUUGCUGUCCUUGGCCGAGACAUCUCUUGCAAUGGAAAGCAUCAAGUUUUAUUAUGAGAAUUCGGAAAAUCACGAGGAGAACUUGGAGGAAAUGCAGAGACUGCAUCGAGAAGUGAGUCCAGCAAAGGAAAUGCUGCAAGUGCACACUCAGAUUUUGACAAAACAUAACACAAAUUUAGAUGAAGGCUUUCUAAGGCAUAUGCGAAAUUAGUAGCUCGCGCUUUACAGAAACUACCGAGAUUUUUAGAUCGAAAGUGGUCAGUAAUAAGCCAUUUUUUGCAAAUUUUGGCACUUCUCGGCGGCACUUGCAAUUAGCGAGUCAAAAUUUUCAGCGGAUGAUAAUUGGCGUAAGCACAAAGCGUGUGCAAACUUUUUUUUCAAAAACCGUAUGUCGCACUUGCAAGCCUUUCAUUGUAAAUGAAGCUAAAACUAUUGUCUUCACAACUUUUUGCAGAGCUGCAAUCGGCUUGACUUCACUCUGCUAGAGACGUUGCAAGAUCAUGUUGGACGCAAAUACAUCAUUCUGAGUGGAAUCAUUGUGAUCGCCAUUCAAUUCUCAAUUUUGUGGCCAUUUACCUUGUUUGGAACCGAGAUUUUCCUGAGAUUUGGGCAUGUGGAUAGAGUAAGAGCCUUUAUCAUCAAAGUUUCUUACCACUUCGUUGAUGAAAAAUUUAUUUUCAGUCGUCCUCAACGUUCAUUGUGGCAAUUAUCUUCAUCAUGGCCACUCUUUGUUUGCCCAUUGGAUUCAGAUUGAGUUCAAUUUUCAGCCCCAGAAAGCUACUUAUUUUCAGCAUUGCAUGUUUGUCCAUGAUCAGCAUGAUCUGUUCAGCCACUAUUUUUGUUGCGGUAAGUAGUAGUAGGUGUCCUAUCAAUCUGUCGGGAAAAUAAUGUGGAUUUGUCGAGCCUUGAAAUCGGCCAUCAACGCUUUGCGAUGGCUAGCCGCGGCUGCAAAUUUGGUGUGCGACCGUGACGAGGCGAGACAUUUUCCGACAGACUGAAAUAGGUCCAACACUUCCAAUGACUCCUCAUUCCAGGAGACUCAACCUCCGCAAUCCUGGCCAGCCCUUCUGCUCAUCGUGACCUUCAGUCUGACGCUUAUAGUUCACAGUUCACUCGUCGAGCCCCUGCUCUCCAACGGCCUGAUUGUGAUUGGCGAGCGGCGCUUUCAGCGGGCCAUCUUUCAUUUCGCCUCAAAUUUCACUUUUCUCUCGGCUUUCUUGGCCACUUUGUUGUUCUACCCGCUACAACAAGCCAUUGGAUAUGGGGUUUACAUGAUUUUCACGGCAAUUCAGCUAGUGGCUUUGGGAGUCAUCGUAAGAUUGCAUGCCAAAGGAACUAUUGCAGAGAAUAACGGAGAAACACAACAGGCGGAUGAAGAGAAUAGAACUAACUAA
This is a messenger RNA of Bursaphelenchus xylophilus (pine wood nematode), 2445 nucleotides long. Lineage: Eukaryota; Metazoa; Nematoda; Chromadorea; Rhabditida; Aphelenchoididae. The record is from the annotation of a GenBank genome assembly.